GACUCUGUAAGGAAAAUGGCUAAUAAAGAUGCACAACCAAUGAUAUGUCCUAGCAGCGGUGUGCAUAUAGUUCUCCCUGACUACUAUUCCCCAGAAGGAAUGGGUUUGAUUGUUCCUAAAACUAAGGAUGGGCGUGUUGUUUUCAUGCUCCCAUGGUUGGGGAGAACUCUAGCUGGCACUACAGAUUCUAACACUGCCAUCACUUCGCUUCCAGAGCCACAUGAGGAUGAAAUUCAGUUUAUACUUGAUGCCAUUUCUGAUUAUCUUAAUGUCAAGGUACGACGUACAGAUGUUCUUUCUGCUUGGAGUGGUAUUCGUCCAUUGGCUGUGGAUCCUAAAGCAAAGAACACAGAGAGCAUCUCUAGAGAUCAUGUUGUAUCUGAGGAUUAUCCUGGUUUGGUCACAAUCACUGGUGGAAAGUGGACAACCUAUCGAAGCAUGGCGGAAGAUGCAGUUGAUGCUGCGAUCAAGUCUGGUAAACUAACCCCAGGCAGUGGGUGUUUAACUCAAAACCUGCACCUUAUUGGUGGAGAUGGAUGGAAACCUUCAUCUUUUACUGUUCUUGCCCAGCAGUAUGUGCGCUUGAAGAAGUCUCACACUGGUAAAAUUGUUCCUGGGGUAAUGGACACAGCUGUGGCAAAGCAUUUAUCUCAUGCAUAUGGUACACUGGCAGAGCGGGUGGCCACCAUAGCGCAGAAUGAAAAUCUGGGGAAGAGACUCGCUCAUGGAUACCCUUUUCUGGAGGCUGAGGUUGCAUACUGUGCUCGGCAUGAGUACUGUGAGUCUGCUGUUGAUUUCAUUGCUAGGAGAUGUCGCCUUGCUUUCCUUGACACUGACGCAGCUGGCCAUUCGUUGCCACGUGUUGUCGAAAUACUUGCUGCAGAGCACAACUGGGGCAAGUCAAGGAAGAAGCAAGAGAUGCAGAAAGCUAAAGAAUUUUUGGAAACUUUCAAGUCUUCAAGGAAUGCUCAGUUUCGUGACGGAAAGCACCAAUAGUAAGUUCUAUUUUGAUUAACUAACCCGAAACUUUCACAAAAAGUCUGUAUAUUAAUGGUUUGCUUUUGAGAGUUCAUACAAAUAAGGACACAACCUUUCAAGACUUUUCCAAUUAAGAAUAUGACUCUCUUCUUUACUAAUCAAGGUUGUCACCUAUCAAAAGCUCUAAUCAAGGAUAUGACCUUUG
Molecule: messenger RNA, 1183 nt
Organism: Rubroshorea leprosula
Lineage: Eukaryota; Viridiplantae; Streptophyta; Magnoliopsida; Malvales; Dipterocarpaceae
Source: the annotation of a GenBank genome assembly